Messenger RNA from Ostrinia furnacalis (Asian corn borer), 874 nucleotides. RefSeq lists its product as uncharacterized. The coding region runs from base 157 to 486 and encodes 109 amino acids. The record is from RefSeq and is a predicted model, not a curated record. NCBI's taxonomy places the organism in Eukaryota, Metazoa, Arthropoda, Insecta, Lepidoptera, Crambidae. The transcript is spliced from 2 exons.
AUCUCUUCAUGUGUUUAACCAUAACACUAGCAUGUUUAUGGUAUUCUUGACAUAAUAAUUAUGCUAAUGCAUGAUAGCUUCGGGUGCGGUAUGUGAUAGUGAUGGGUGUGGUGUUUUGCAGUGGAGUUCGUGAUAUCUAACCGGGGGCGGCGGCACAUGCGUCUCGAGAAGAACGUGCGUUUGUGCGUUGGCCCGGGCGGGCGGCCGCGGCUAUGGGUGCGCGGGCGCAGCUUCUACGCGGCGCACACGAUGCGUUCCGGCGUGGUGCGCUGGCGUUGCACUAUGGGCGGCUGCGGCUGCAAGGCCUACACCCAGAAAGGCACGUUGCACAAGCUAGUCGGCGAGCACAACCAUUCCGGACGCUGCGGCCGCCGCAACAACGCCAAGCAGUCGUCCAACUCCACCCCCACUCCCCUCCUCCUUCCUCGCCUCCCGCGCCUCGACUUCGACAACUUCGACCCCAACGCCUGGGUCGUCAGAUACUAAACCCAGAUGUUCCGGGUACACUAUGCGGAACAUUGGCCAAGCCAAGUCAAUGUGAACACAUACUUGAUAAGAACUCGACAAGGUUCUUCAUCCCCACCCCACUGUUGGCAAGUGCGCCCAAAACUUGGUGAACUCCGCGCUACCGGCUACUAAGUUACUUGCCAGAUUGUCCAAGAGUGGAAACACGCGACUUGACUUAGGGUUGUCUUCGACAAGUAUCUAGUCGUAAUCUCGAGGCGCAUAGUGUACCGGCGCCAAGACAUGUCCCACUUGACUUGCCAUUGAAUAUCCAUGAGGGAGUUAUCGCUAUCCAUUUGGCAUAAUUGUGCAUAUCAAUAUAACGUCUCAUGUUUUAGACGCUUCUGGCUAUUAAAGCCCUCAAUAAUUU